Molecule: messenger RNA, 1599 nt
Organism: Didymodactylos carnosus
Lineage: Eukaryota; Metazoa; Rotifera; Eurotatoria; Philodinida; Philodinidae
Source: the annotation of a GenBank genome assembly
AUGAUUGUCCGACAAUUGAGUUUAUUGAUACUACCAUCAGCAUGUAAAUUAAAGACCAUACCAAUUGCAUUUCUCAAUGAUCCAUGGUUGAUUCGAGGUGACGACUGGUGCCAAGGAUUAGUGCGUCGACCUCAACCGAAAAAUUUCAUUCUACUUUCUCGUGAUGGCAACAUCGUUCACACCGAUCGCACAACCGAAGACCAAGGAACAUCAAGUAAGGACACCGAUGGUCAACGACUUGUUAGUCUUGUACGCUCACGUUCAGAUACAUCGAACUAUGUUCGAUUAUUCCUUGUCGACACCAUGGUAUCGACUGGCCGACGAAUGGUCACCACAACAGCGCAGUCCUCGGCCCCAAUACCUUCAAUAUCCCGUCCUGUUCGAAUGGAGUCGAAGGCAUUCGAUCGAGGACGACUCCGUCUCGAAGGCAAAGAAAAGAAGAGUUCAUUAUUGACGUGUCUAACAAUAUGGCUCUGUUCUAGAAAUGGGUCCACGUCCCUUAUCAUGGCUUCCAAUGAAGCGAUCCAUGAUUUGUUCGAUAUUCUGGACGACGAUCAAGAUGAAGUGAAGUACACCACAAAAGAAUUGAAUCGAUAUUUUGAACAAGGCCAUCUUCAUUCAAUGAUGGAGGAAGAAGAUCUAGCCGACGAGGAUAGCUCUGAUAUUCAAUCCAUGGAAGAAGGAGAAGAUGAAGUUCUCUCCCAACACUUCAGCCAGCUAUCGACCAACAAUGAGGAAGAACCGGAAUCCUCUCUUACCAUGAAAAAGCGACAAAUUAGUACAGCGUCACAUCCGGACUCGAUGGCAAAGAAAGUAAAGUUGUCCGACGAUCAGGAUAUGGAUGACGAACAAACUGAGCAAGAGUCAAUACCCGCCUAUCUGUUACCCAAGAAUAGAAUGUUUCAUCGUCUGGUGGAAAAAGUGAAUCAAGCGGCAAGUUCCAUCGAUGUGGAAAGCCUUCGACAGGUUGCCAUCCUCAAACAUCAGAUAGCUGCUCUGCAGAUCAGCAAGCAGAUUUCCUUGAUCUAUCUGCAAUCUGGCAAAGGCGAACUGAAGGAACCCGAAGCAGAGAUCACAUCGGUCGAUCGGCGUGUUUGGUCCACACAAGUGAAAUCAGCCAUGCUAGCAGCAAAGUCGACCACCUAUGAAGGAGACGAACACUUGGCCUGUGUCCAUCUGGUUCAUCAGCGUGUUCGACAAAUGGAAGAAAAGAUUCAAUGGUGUCAACGACAAGUGGAUGAAGCAAAACAGUGUCUAUUUGGUUUGACUCCAGCCAUGGAUGAAGCAAUCGAGUCCUUCGUUCGGGAACAUGGUAUACGACCACUGGAAAUGAAGCGUGAUCUGAAAAUUGCCUUGCUUGGACAUGAUUAUGAUGCCAAAAUAAUUGAACGCCAAUAUGCACGAGAGAAUCCAAACGAAUAUCAAAUUCAAGUGGCCAAGCGUCUCUAUGAGACUAAACACGAAGUGGAAAGAUCUGAUCGACAUGGCCAGGAAGACGAUGCGAUACUCGAUCGAUACCGAGAACGACUAUCGCACUCAUCGACCGGCUCUGAUCCAGAUCGAAUUCGUGCGGCAGAGAUCGAUCGUUCUCUUGGUUGA